CGCGGACCUUGGAGCCGGGGUCUGGCUGUGCUGUGGCUUCUCUCCAUCGAAAAUGUUUUCCUUGGGCUCCCAGCUCCCAGCGCUGCCGGGGCUGGCGUGGGGCUGGGCACUGCUGGAUGCGCUCCUGCAAGGGCUGGUGGGUGCCUGCGCCGUCUCGGUGCUCUGCAGCCUCCUGAAGGUUUAUCUCUACAUCCAGUGCGUGAACAACCCAGAGAGGCAGGCGGAGAAGGAGGCGAUCGCGGCGCAGCGGCCGCUGCUGGAGCCGCUGCAUGUGCUGGUGCUGAGCGCUGUGCUGGCCCUGGUGGGCUCCCGAGUGGCUGCGCUGGUGGUGCUGGAGUUCUCCCUGCGCGCCGUCUCCACCAUCCUCUCCCUCGGCAAGGGCGCCCACAGCAGCCAGCUGUACCUGCUGUGCCAGUACUCUCUGGGCUGCGGGGUGUCGUGCGGCCUCAGUUUCCUGCUGGAGGGGGCUCCCCACCGCAGCUGGAACCUGCUGCUGGCGGCGGGGCUGGCGGCGCUGCUGGCGCUGCACUCGCGGCGCCUGGCCCGGCACGUCUGCACCUUGUACGAGCUGCACAGCCGGGCUCGCUACUGCGGCGUGUGCAUCCUGCUGCUGGCCACGGGCCACGGCAUCCCCCGCCUGCUGCGCAACGCCCUGGGGCUCACCUUCGCCGUGGCCGACCUGGCGGCCGUGGAGCUCAUCAACCGCGACUUCCUCUCCACGGGCGAGGCCGUGCGCUUCUGGACCCCGCUGACCAUCUGCUACACCCUGCUGGUGGUGUACAUGCAGGAGGAGUCCCGGCAGAGCACGGGCAGGGGGCCGGUGUUCCGGACCGUGCUGGUGAGGAUGGGCGGCCUCUUCAUCCUCCUCCUCACCGUGGGCCGAUGGAUCGACAUCCUGCACGUCUUGGUGUCUCUGCUGGGGGAGCUCUGGUGCCUGCUGCGCUCCGGGGUGCUGCUGGACUCCUGCUGGAGGCAGGAUUUUGCCCAGCAGCCUCGCUCGGACGCUUUGUCGGGCUCCAGGUCGCAGCAGGCGUCCCGAUGAGCUGCAGGGCGUAACCGGGCAGCAGAAACUCGGGGUGGCACCCCCAGAACCCCCCAUCACACAUCCCCCAUGGGGACUAAGGGAGAAAGGGCUCCUGGAAGGCAUCCGACCCCAUCCCACGGGGUGGAGGAGGUCGGAGGGAAGACUCACGUUGCCCUGGUUUUUGGGGGGACCCUGUGAGGCUGCAGCACUACUGGGGUUUGUUCUCUGGUCCCAGUGGAACUGUGGGAUGCUGAUGGAUGUCCCAUCCUUGCUGGCUGCAAGGCCGCACUGCCAGGGGCCGCCAGGGGGUUAUAAAUCUCAGAAAAUAAAUUUUUUUCCAGCAAAAUCCAUGGGCAGAGCAAGCUGGGGUCCCAUUGUGCUGGAAAGGCACUUGGGAUGGAGGCGGUGCAGCUUUUUGAGGGAGGUGGGUAAAAUUCCAAAGUUCCACUUUGGGAAGGGAAACUGAGGCAUGAGUGGGGUGAAUCUCUGGCUGGGAUGUGCCCCUGUGCCUCAGUUUCCCCCUGGCUGCAGCUCACUGUGCUGUGCCAGGGGGCAACAGGCCCUGUGAAGGUGGGGUGCAGUUUGGGGAAGGGGGGUUCUGGGCAUGGACCCCCGGCGCAGAGGGGG
This is a messenger RNA of Poecile atricapillus (Black-capped chickadee), 1651 nucleotides long. It is a transcript of the gene TMEM82, whose product is annotated as transmembrane protein 82. The transcript has 6 exons. Lineage: Eukaryota; Metazoa; Chordata; Aves; Passeriformes; Paridae. Bases 53 to 1042 code for a protein of 329 amino acids. The record is from RefSeq and is a predicted model, not a curated record.